Messenger RNA from Pangasianodon hypophthalmus (striped catfish), 4290 nucleotides. It is a transcript of the gene usp12b, whose product is annotated as ubiquitin specific peptidase 12b. Gene Ontology annotation, molecular function: cysteine-type endopeptidase activity; cysteine-type deubiquitinase activity. Gene Ontology annotation, biological process: protein deubiquitination. The transcript is spliced from 9 exons. Bases 152 to 1294 code for a protein of 380 amino acids. The record is from RefSeq and is a predicted model, not a curated record. Gene Ontology annotation, cellular component: nucleus; cytosol. NCBI's taxonomy places the organism in Eukaryota, Metazoa, Chordata, Actinopteri, Siluriformes, Pangasiidae.
GGACAGGGACGCAGGUCUUUGCAGUGACAGGCGGGCGCUCCUCGUUCCGUGUCCAGCUGCUGGACAAGCGAAAGAUUUUCACCGGAAAUCCAGCCUUUUGUGGCUGUCACGGUUUUACAGCUGGGGUUUGGUCCAGUAUGGCGGCAGACGGAUGGAAAUACUGAUGACAGUCCGAAAGAUCGCCUCGAUAUGUACGAUGGGCGCCAAUGCCUCAGCUUUGGAGAAGGAGAUUGGACCAGAACAGUUCCCCGUAAAUGAACACUACUUUGGUCUGGUUAAUUUUGGAAACACCUGCUACUGUAACUCAGUAUUGCAGGCUCUGUAUUUCUGCCGGCCGUUCCGGGAGAAAGUGCUGGCCUACAAGGUGCAGCCACGGCGCAAAGAGAGCCUGCUCACCUGCCUGGCAGAUCUCUUCAACAGCAUCGCUACUCAGAAGAAGAAAGUGGGAGUCAUCCCUCCUAAGAAGUUCAUCUCACGCCUGAGAAAGGAAAACGAGUUGUUCGACAACUACAUGCAGCAAGAUGCUCAUGAGUUUCUCAACUACCUGCUCAACACCAUCGCCGACCUGCUGCAGGAGGAGAAGAGCCAGGAGCGGCAGCAGAACGGCAAGGUGGUACAGAAUGGAGGAGGAGGAGGAGGAAGCGGGAGCCACACAGGAGAGGCAGAAUCAGCUGAGAAGAACCAGCAGACGUGGGUGCAUGAGAUCUUCCAGGGCACACUGACCAACGAGACACGCUGCCUCAACUGUGAAGCGGUAAGCAGUAAAGAUGAGGAUUUCUUGGAUCUUUCUGUGGAUGUGGAGCAGAACACAUCCAUCACACACUGUCUCAGGGGCUUCAGUAACACAGAGACGUUAUGCAGUGAAUACAAGUACUACUGUGAGCAGUGUCGGAGUAAGCAGGAGGCACAGAAAAGGAUGCGUGUGAAGAAAUUACCCAUGAUCCUCGCCCUGCACCUAAAGCGCUUUAAGUAUAUGGACCAGCUGCAUCGCUACACCAAACUGUCCUACCGUGUAGUCUUCCCUCUGGAGCUGAGGCUCUUCAAUACCUCCGGUGACGCCACCAACCCCGACCGUCUCUAUGACCUUGUGGCUGUGGUAGUGCACUGUGGGAGUGGUCCAAAUCGUGGUCAUUACAUCACUAUAGUGAAAAGUCAUGGCUUCUGGUUGCUGUUUGAUGAUGAUAUUGUAGAGAAAAUAGAUGCCCAGGCGAUAGAAGAGUUCUACGGGCUGACGUCUGACAUUUCCAAAAACUCAGAGUCAGGCUACAUCCUCUUUUACCAGUCCAGGGACUGAGCCAAUGGCAGUACGCAAAUGGGAUCGCUUUGGCUUUGUGAAAGUCAGGCUGAGGCAGAAGGCGGGGCUUGAGCUACGUAUGCCCUGACUUCAGACCCUCUCAGCCGAGCCCCGAGUCAUCCAGGUGAGCCUUUGCACUGGAGCAUCCAGCAAACAGAAGGCAGGAGCAGUUGAUUCCAGAGUGAUGUGAGUGGCACAGUCAUCUCCAUCCAAGCAUAAUGGAAGUUUGGAGGUUUUCAAUCAUCGGUCAUCCCACAGACACACACUCUCCAUCAGUAAGCUGAGUCACAAAGUAAAAAUAUUUCUGAUGGCAUACAGAUGGCAUAUGGAAAAGGUUAUGGUUUAUGUGAAACCAGUGACAUGGGGAGUUCUGAUAUUUUGGCAUUCAUUUUCUGCAUGACACUUUGCUUUAUGCUUUGUCAUGCAGGUGUGUACUGUAAAAGCUAAUGUUAUUUUGGCACAGAGCAGAUUAUGAUAACAUCUUGAAAAGGUUGUAGAUGCUCUCUUUCUCUAGACCUUCAUCUGCUGUGAAAACAGGCCACACUGUUUGGCCACUAGGUAUCCGACUAUUUAUGAUCAUCUCUUAUAACUAGAGUAGGUUUCACAAUAUCAUGUUAUAUGUGGCAAUAAUAUGAUGCACCUCUGCUCUAUCUCGGUGACCUGGUUUGGCUGGUUUAGAGUCAUAUUAUUUUACAAAUUGUUUUUCUCUGGAAAGACGUAAGAAAUCAUUCACAGGAUGUUCUUUGGAAAAGAAGCCUGUGGGUUGCCAGCGUGGAUCAGAGAGGAUCACGGGUACAGGCACAGUGCCGGUACUGUGGUUUAGUAAUAAGCUUGGUUUGAGUUUAGCUUUUGGGAUUGAGCCAUUUACAUUAAGACAAGCGAAUGCAGUGCUUUGAUUGUCAUGGAGUGCACACUUGGUGGAACACACACUACGGCAGUGUGCACUUUGUAGAUUGUAAUGUAAAACUUGGAUUUAGUAAUGGUACACUUGGAUACAAAGGCAUCACUUGAUUAUUUAUUGCUAUUGCUGAAUAGUCCUGUGUUGAUGAUUCAUUUCAGUGAGAGAGUUUGUUUCUCAAGGGAUCCAGACUUCGCAUUUAAAGACCUGGGUAAUUCAUGGCUUUAAAUGAGUAGCUAGAAUCUUGUACUGAUUAUCUCCAAGCCACAGUUCUCCCCUUCUCUUUGUACUCAGUAAAUAUUUAACUGGAUGUCUGUGGAGAAAGGAAGUGAAGCAAAGCAUUGCAGGUCAUUUUUUAUGGUGUGACCAGAAACAUGUUCCCAGAGCAGUCAGACCAAAUGUUGUUCUGAAAACGCAAAAGUGAAGAGUUAUGGGUCGUCAGAACAGCUAAAUUCCCCACAACAAACCAUGUCUGGAUUUCACAAAAUCAUUGAAGUGCAAAGAACAGUGUAGUCAUGUGACAAUAUGAGCUGUUUUUAAUGCUCAUGUGCAUUUGCAGUAAUCCCAGUUUGAGAUCAUUGUAGCAUAGAUACAUUUGGUAAAUGUAGCUCCUGGUUGUUGUGGAGUUGUUUUUUGUUUUUUGCAGCUUUGCUAGUAAACAUGUCCAGUUGCUGACAUUAAGGGGGUGUCGGAGGCGAGUGCUGUUCCAUUCUGCUGGUUCCCAGCUGAUUAAUCGGCUCCGUGAGCCGACCUGUGGAUUAUAAACAUGUCUACAGGAACAUGCACAUACCAGACUUUUCAAAGAGUUGUUAAUCUUCCACUGACUGAGAAAGGCACAAAUGCCCUCAUAACAACCUUACAGCUUAAUAGCAUGUUUUAAUUUACUUCCCCAGUCCAUUGUUUGUUCAUUCAGACCUCUUCCCUGCACAUUAAUAUUGGCUCAGUGUGUGUUGUCACUGAGAUAUGGGCUCCAGGAGAAUUUCAAUGAACACAAUUGUUUCUCAUUGCUUCUCAUUUCACUUUUUCCUUUCGGACUACUUUCCUGUGAGGGUUAAAAACUGACUGUGCUGCUGUCUAAAUUCCACGUAUCAUAUAGAAAUAUGUAUUACAGCUGUUAUAAAGCUUGUAUAAAUGUUAUAAAUGGAUAGUAAGAACAGAAAUUUUGCAGAUGUUGUUGCCACACUUUAAAGGAAUAUUCCAGUGUUUUUCAAAACCCAGUACCUAUCAUAUAUGUGCGAUUAACAUGGACAAGAACUCUUGACACGUUUCUCUGUACUGAGAAAUAAAAAUCAAACCUGUUUUAUGAAACUAAUUUCUAUUGGAAGUCUAAGGGCAGUUAUUCCAGAAAUCUUUGUUAAUUUCUCACUUCUUGUCUGUAGUAAAUGCACAUGCACUGCAUAUCUAGGGAGAUUGGGGGGGGGAAACACUGCGAAAUGCCUUUAAGGCAUGUGCAAUUACGUACACUGACGUAAGGUGAAAUGCCGUAUUUAUAACAUUUUAUACUUCUUUUAUAGCAGUCUUAAUUGAUCUAUUAACAUUGAAACUGCUAAUGCAGUAACUGAAUAUUUUAUAUCUCCAAUUUAAGUAAACAGAGGAAUGGAAAGAGGAUGAGGCUGAAAGUCUUUUGUCUAGUUCAUAAUUUAUAUAAAACUCUAGGUUUAUAUUUUCUUAUAUAUGUUUCGCUAAUUAUUCUUUCAUACGGAAUGCCACUGGUGCCGUGGACUUGAGGAAAUUGUUGCUACAGAAAUGUAUGAUUAGAAAUGUAUGAUUCUUUUCAGAAAUGCUGUUACCUGCAUCCCUAUGAUUGUUUUGUUUAAUGACACAUCUAAGCACUGAUCAUAGUAAAUGAAUGUUGAUUUAGAUUUUGCUUUAAAAGCCAGAUUGCAAAUGUCAAGCGCAAGCCUGUGUAAUGCAGCACCGGAGUUCUGUGAGUCAUGUGACCGCCCACACCCCAAACCACUGCCCGUCAAUGUUGCACUUUUGACAAUGUACAGAUUGUAAAAAAAAAAAAAUGGUUAAAGACUGAGAUUUGAAGUGUAUGGACUAAAUGAAAGAUGGUGUUGGUUCCCAAUAAAAGCAAAAAAAAAAAAGACAUCAA